UCAAAUCAAAAGCACCACAGGCCAAGAUGGGGGAACCUCUCCUACCUGUCUUCCCUAUGCUUUUUGUCUCAAGAAAUUCUGUUUAUUGCAUAAUAUAAUCCAAAAUGGAAAUCUUGAUUGAACUAUGUAUGUAGUGGUAAUAAUUUUUGGGGGAAUUGGAUUUUUAAAGCUUAUUGGAUUGAGGUUUGAUGUAGAAUAGAAUAGAAUAUUGAUUGUAAAGCUGAAGCAAAACGGCAGAGCAGAGUGUCGUUUUAGAGCAUAUCUUCCGUCCCAUCUCAUUAAAAGGGCACAUAAAGGAAGCCGUUGAACCCUUUUCCUCUGCAACUUCCUUUGUCUGCUCCGUCGCUCCUCCGCCGUGCGCUUCUGACAAGCCGCCGGAAUUUGCUGUUAAGAUGGAGUUAGGGAUUGUACUUGCGUAAAUUUUUCAACUUUCAGAUCCAUAGUUUUGGUGAACUCUCGAUUUCUGAAGCUGUGGAGUUUUUGGGUGGGAAUGGGUUCGAUUCGUGCAGAUCUGGGCAGCAGAAUUCACCCCGAGCCGAUCGACCACUUCGACCGUCUUCCGGACUCGCUCAUACUCCUGAUCAUCGAUAAAAUCGGAGAUGUCAAGGUUUUAGGCAGAUGCUGCGUCGUUUCGAGGCGGUUCCACUCGCUUGUUCCCCAAGUCGACAACGUUGUAGUCUGUGUGGAUUGUGUUAUCUCCGACGAUGAUCCUUCCGUCACCUCUUCUUCGUCGGCCGCCGUCGCUGCCCCCGUCGCCUCCGACAAGUCUCGGGAUCCUAUCUCCUCGCUAUUCCGAAUCUUCUUCUCCGGGCUGUUGAAACCCUUCCAUUCCCUGUCGCAGCUCAUCUCUUCCAACUCAUCCCGCCGCGCCGCCGUCUCCGAAGGUUUUGACUCCGAAACGGAGCACAACAUUGUCACUCACCACUCACCUACUCAGGUACUGAAGAAUUUCAACGAAAUCAAGGUCCUUCGUAUAGAGCUUCCGAGUGGGGAAUUAGGGAUUGACGAUGGCGUUCUGCUCAAAUGGAAGGCUGAUUUCGGUUCCACGCUCGAUAAUUGUGUCAUUAUCGGAGCAUCCAGCGUCAUUCAUCACACCGUGAAAGGUAAUAGCCCUAAUUCCUGUAACAAUGAUGGCAACAAUGGAGGGGAAAAUGAUAAUGGUAGCAUACCAGAGUCGUUUUACACAAAUGGUGGGUUGAAAUUGCGCGUGGUGUGGACUAUUAGCUCGUUGAUUGCAGCCUCGGCCAGGCAUUAUUUGUUGCAGCCAAUAAUUGCAGAGCAUAAGACAUUGGAGAGCUUAGUGCUGACGGAUGUGGAUGGGCAGGGAGUGUUAUCCAUGAACAAAGAACAAUUGGAGGAGCUGAGGGUGAAGCCCUUAUCUGCAUCUUCUGCAUCUAAGAGGACUCUCGUUCCGGCUCUUAAUAUGCGGCUAUGGUAUGCGCCGCAUUUGGAGUUGCCUAAUGGAAUGGUGUUAAAAGGGGCGACUUUGGUUGCCAUCAGGCCCAGCGAGCAGCCGAAGAAGGAGGUCGUUGGGUUGGAAGGGAAUUGGGUUGCGUCGGCUUUUGAGGAACCCUAUGGAACUGCUGCAAGGAUGCUGGUGAAGAGGAGGACUUAUUGCUUGGAAAUGAACUCUUUCUAAGGCAGAAAUCGAAUGUUUGGAGCUUGUUUCAUGUUUGUUUUGUAUUUGUAGAGAAAGAAGUACUAGUCGUGGUUGCGUGCAUUUGUGGCCAGGUAUGAAUGGUGGCUGGCAGAGAUGACACUAUUCAUCUACGACUGACUGCGGGUGCGAGGCGCUGAAUCUGCUUGCCAGGGGAUGUAACAACGGUAGGCAUCUCAUCUUAUAUCCUGCCUUGGUUUUGAAAUCGAGCAUAUGCUUUAAGAGCGAAUUGUAUGCAAAAAUGUAAGAGUUGUAAACCAUGGACCUGUUGAUCUUCUUCCCAAUGUUAGCAAUCUCUCUGUACAUACACCACCAACUGUUGUAGGUAUGAAUUCUAUGCUCUUAUUACAAUCUGCUGUCCUUUUUUAAAGAUUCGCCAACAAAUGUAGAAAUAGAAUGCCAUUGUUCUUGA
Molecule: messenger RNA, 2069 nt
Organism: Andrographis paniculata
Lineage: Eukaryota; Viridiplantae; Streptophyta; Magnoliopsida; Lamiales; Acanthaceae
Product: F-box protein At4g18380-like
Exons: 2
Coding region: 491-1639 (382 amino acids)
Molecular function (GO): protein binding
Source: RefSeq, a predicted model, not a curated record